ACGGGGCCAUGUGACGCCAGGGGCCGGUGGAUCGGCACGUGUACGCGAGCGGAACCGGGAAGGGAGACCCUGGAGCGAGCUGCACCCCGGGUUACAGAUCAUGGCUGCAAUUUACUCUGGGAUUCACCUGAAGCUCAAAAGUGCAAAGACACCUUGGGAAGACAAACUGAAAUUAGCUCGAUUUGCCUGGAUUUCACAGCAGUGCUUUUUGCCCAACAAGGAACAGGUUUUACUUGACUGGGUGAGCCAUGCCUUAACUGGAUACUACAGCAAGAAGCUCCAUUUUGGAGCUGAAAUUGUGGAAGGACUGUGGUCCUAUCUGGAUGAAGUUCUUCACAGCAGAAAAGUGCAGAAGCUGAUGGAGAAAGGGAAGACCAUCACGAUUCGCUUCUCGAUCCCUCAGAUUAUAAACGAGAGGAUCUUGGCAUGUUCCAGUGACAAGCCCCUAAAUGUUGAUACAUCAAGUCUUCCCACAGUGCUGAGCUGCUGUCAGGGAAUUCUCACGUCUCCUGCCUUUUCCAUCAUCUACACCAGCAAGUACGAUUUGUUGGUUGAUCUCCUCUGCAAGCUGUGCAGCCUAGCCUGCAGCAGGUUGAAAUCGGCAGAAGCCCUGCGCUCUGCACAGCUCUUCGACGUCCUCCUCUUGGUGUUGAACCAGUACCUCGUCAGGAAGAGGCAGCAGAGCAACCAGCCCCGGAUUUUUCUGCAGAUGUGCAGCUCUCUGCUCCAGCCCUUACUCCUCCUGCGCCACCUGCUGUCCACCAGGUGCUGGGUGGGUGAGGACGCGGUGUCAGUGCGGCAACACCUCAGCAGGGAAAUAUGCAAUAAGAUCCAGGCCGCCCUUCAGAACGGUCUGUUCCACACUGACUUUCUGAACUCGUACCGAGAGGAGCUCUUGCCGAGUGAGGGCUCUCAAGGGAGGAAGGCAGGCUUUUCCAAAGGGCUGACUGCACCCACUGAAACGAUACUUCUAAAGUUAGCCGACGCUGCGUUCUUCAGCUCGGACCUGCACUUUGCCAUCGUCGCUGGUUCGGUACCGAUGCUUUACAAACUGUCUGUUGAAUCCUACUGCAAGGAUGGAAAUCAGCUUCUCUGUUUCCACAUCUUCACCAAGUUCCUGGACGUGCUGCAGCUCCCAGUGGCCCAGGGUGCUGAGGAUGGGGCGUCUGUGGAAUGGAACCCGAGGCUCCUGGCUCUGGAUCAGCUGCUCAACCUGAUCUUCGUCAACAACAUCUACAAUGUCUCCGUGGACAAGAUCCGGUGUGACGGGGUGCAGUUCACUUGCUACAGCAGGUUGGCGGAAAUGCUGCUGACCUACCCUCGCCCGGGUACUGCGGCCUGGUUCAGAUGCCUGAGGACCUUGAUUCUACUGAACCACCUGAUCGUGGAGCCAUGUCUGAAUGAGUUGGUGUCGCUGGCGUGGAUUGACGCUGACGUCAGCGACCCGAGGGUGAGGAAAGCCCAGGACUUGUUGCUGAGCACCCUGCUGGAGACCUACACCAAACUGCGGCAGUUGCCCAGGGUGUUCAAGGAGGUGCUGGAGGUCGUCUCGCGGCCGGCUGCUGAUGAGUUGAGGCAGCCCAUCCUCUCCGAGAGCCUCACAAAGAAACUGCGUGAGUGCCUCCUGGAAGUAACAAACAGUCAGGUCUUGGAUAUUUGGGACUUGAUCCUGAAGAGCUUGGAAUCACUGAUCCCCGAUGUGGUGGAGAGCCCUGAUGAAGCUCUGAAGGUCCUCACAAUGAGCAUCUUGCUACACACCGUCCUCUUCAACAUGAGGACUCUCAAUGACAAAACGCCAGUGCCGGUAAUUCGGUCCACCCAGGCCCUGAUGGACAGGAUGGUUGAAAGAGCCGUGGUCCCCCUCCUCUGCACGGGCAAACAUGCCGGUGGCACAGGCUCUCCCGUGUGGGCCCCAGACGCCAGGAGUGCGGGGCUGACUCUCGGCUGCACCUGGGUAGAAAUUGACCACGUGCUGUGGCUGAACUGCAGCAAGUACGUCUCGCCAUCUCCCCGGGCCAGCGAAGCAGAGGCGGGCGCUUGGGACUUCAGCUGCCUCCUCCCGCAGGUGAGCACGGCGGAGUGGAGGGCGGCGGCAGGACCGGGCGGUGAGCUCGGCCGGCAUUUCGCCCGGCUCCUGUCGCUGCAGAAGAUGAAGAGGAUCCUGAUGCGGCCCGGCGAGCUGACCGAGGCGGAGCGGCUGUGCCUGAGCUCCUCCGCUUCCUUUGUCGUCUCCUCCGGAAAAGCCGCCGUCCAGGGUGCUGGGGCACAAGGGUGGGACGGGCAGCUGAGCACACUGAACAGGGACACCUGCAGCGUGGCGCACUGGCACCUGGUCACCACCAACCUUGCCCUCCUGGUCCCUCACCUCCCCCAGGAGGAGGUCGCUUACGUUGCCGAGGUGGUGGUCACCAGCCUCCUGCAGAAGGGCGCUUGGGAGGUGCGGCCAGAUGUGGGGACCUCGCUUUCCAUUCCAGCCAUGUGUGAAAGUUUGCUCAACAGCACUCUUCUUCCGGAACUCCGGGCUCUCUACCACGAGAUCUUACUCGGUCUGACCCAGAGGGUGAGGCGUCUGGUCACUGCCCCUGGAAGUGGAUUGCCCUCAGGGUUACUGGAGCAGCUGGCAGCAAAUGCCCUCGCCUCUCGGGGUGAGGGCCACCAGACCAGCAGCAGCUGGGGACUGCUGUUCUCCUCUUCCAUGCCCUCCCAAGAGGCAUCACCCCUCGAUUCACCCCAAUUCAUGUUCUCGUCGAUAAAAGGCACUCCCCUUCUCACCUUGCCAACAGAGCGGUUGGACGUCCUCCUGCAGAUUUUGGAUCUGCUCUCUGCAUUGAGGUUGGACUACCUCUCGUGCACCGAUCUUCUUCAAGCCUUCCUCUUGCUGGCGUCCCUGGUCACCGCCCUCCGACCCGGCUCCAAAAAGAGCAAUGCCUCCAAGUACCUGCAGGUUUUGGGCAAGUGUUACUUUCUCCUCACAGUCUUGGUGACAGGCACCAAUGGGAAGGCAGUCUUCAGGCUGGCACAUGCUGGGGACAUUCUAGAGAAGGUCAUGGCUCCUUUGUUUGUCGUGAGCAGUGAGCUGUCCCCCUCCCUGGAUUGCCCGGCCUGGUCCGAGCUACUCCACAGCUUCCAAUGCUUUCUCAGUAACUUUGUCCAGAAGAUUGUCGAAAGGAAGCAAAGCAUGUGCCUUAACUUGGAGCAGCUCAUUGGUUUCCUCUCCGACAAGUGGGCGAGUGCAGAGGAGAAGGAGGAAUGCAAGCUCGCGGCAGAGCAGUUGCUCUUGGUGGCCCUGUUGGCGUUGACCAGCGUGAUCCAAACCACAGUGCAGCAGUCUGAGAAGAGUCAGCUUAUCAGCGGCCUGCUGUCUCUUCUGAGCCAGCUCACUGGCCUCUUGGGCCCCAUUCUGCAGUCACAGUUCGACAGAAGCGGAUUGGAUCGGACGUUCACCGUGCCUUGUGUCACUGCCCUUCUGGAGGCAGAGCUGUGUCUGAAAGAGGAGCAAAGAGCUGCGACCAGUGAGGGAAGGAGUCUGGACCAGACGGGGCUGAAGCAUGGAAGCCUGUAUCAGAGCAUCUGUUCCCAGGUUCUGCAGCAACUCGCCACCUCCACCCAAGAGCUGGACCCACUUCGUAAACAGCUCGACUUCCUGCGAGUGUUUUGUUCAUCAGCAAAGCUUUGCUCUGAUCACAAUAUUUCGACUGGAAUCCCCUCCAUCUUCUGUGUUGUGAAAGCCCUGCUGGCAGCCCCAUGGAUGACAUCACAGAUCGUUCAGUCGCUGGAUACCCAGCUCAUCGGACUGCUCACCUGCAUAUCUGAACGGUGCACAGAGCAUCAGUUUUACCUUUUAGUAAAGUCGAUCGUUCAGGGCAUUGAGGUCGUCAGUCUUCGGAAAGGACAGCACUUGGAUGUCGUGUCCUCUGUGAUCCUGAUCUCCAUCCUUUUCAAGUGCUCGUUAAGGAAAAAUGUAGAAAAGAUGAUGUGGUUUUCAGCUCCUCAGGUUAUCACAGCAUUCCUGGUUUUGUGCAAGAAAACAGAUCUUGAUGAACCUUGGGGCUACAAGAUUACUUUGUUGAGCUUGGAGGCCUUGGCAAUCCUGAUCCAACAAGGAGAGGGUAUACUCACAAAUCCUCAUCACGUGACGCUUGCAUUCGAUGUUCUCUUGUGCGUUCCACUAGAACAGCUCAAACUGGAUGAAUACACGAGAGUUUUCCACGCCAUCCACGAGGUGCUAUUUUCUAUAAUACAGUCUCAGCCGAAGGUUUUGCUCAAUGCAGCACCAGUCUUCCUCAAGUGUUUGAACCGCCUUCUCCUUUCUGUUAUACAUAAAGGACGUCAAAAAGGUGCAGGAGAGAAAGGUACGGUGAUGGAAACUGAAAUGAUCCUUGACUGUGCACGGCAGGUUGAAAGGAUGUUCACUCACGUUGUCACGAAACCAGAGGAAUUUGGGAUGUUUUCUGCAUUCAUGGUGGCAGAGUACAUCAGUGAACUUCAAAAGGUCACCCUGAAUGCAGACGUGAAGAAAGCUUUGACGGAGGGAGUAUAUCACCUUCUGGAUCUGGUCACGGAAAAUGACCUCCGCUUUCUGAAUGCUUUGUUGCAAUUGGGAGUGAGGGAGGUAUUUAAGGCAUUGCACAGUGAUUAUAUGCGUUAUCAUAAAAGUAAAAGACAAGGUGAAGAGGAGUACACAGCUUAACCUGGAUGCCACCCUCAUUCCCUGUGCCUCCACCUGUUGUCCACUUUGGAUCAAGGGACUUGGAUACUGGCGAGUUAAAUGUUCAUGGGGCCUUGCCUAUUUGUGCACUUCAUAAGUGAGCUGGAGUGUUUCUGAUCUUUGUGGUGUCUUCUCUUGGUAGAGGCAACUUGAAAGUCAUUACAUUUAUUUAUUCAGAGUUGCAGUGUGGAAUAGGCUGCUCCAGCCCAACGAGCUGUGCUGCCCAGCAACUCAUCUAUUUAAACCCAGACUAAUCACAGGACAAUUCACAAUGAUCAGUUCACCUACUAACUGGUACAACUUUGGACUGUGGGAGGAAACCAGAGGUGAUGAGAACAUACAAACUCCUUACAGGUGGCGCCGGGACUGAACCACCGAUGCCCUGAACUAUAAUAACAUCAAGCGAAACGCUGACACACCGUGGCAUCCCGACUUAAAUCAUCUUCACUGAAAGAUUUCUAGCAUCAGGAAAAAUAGUUGGGAUAUAAAAUGGAUGCAGCUUUCUUGCCAAUGGAUGUAAUGAAGCAUGGAUACAAUGUGGGAAACUUUACAAAGUGCCAUGUGAUCACUUUAGUACUUCGUGAUCCAUCUAAAAGUACAGCUGAAGAAAAUUAUUUCCAGUCAUUCUCAUUUGUAAUAAUCUUAAAUAUUUUGUUUGACUUUUUCCAUAGAGAUAGACUUGCAAGAAGAAUAUUUCAGAGCAGAAUAUACCAGGUUUGUUUUAGUGUAGAUGUUCUAUAGGAUAAUAGUGGUAAAUUGUUAAUACAGUAAUCCGGAGCAGAAUAAUCCUGGAACAUCAAUACAAAUCCCUAGCGGCAGCUGAGAUUUUUUACGUACAUCUAAUUAAGCUUGAAUAUAAAAGGACUGGUUUCAGUAACUGUAACCAAGAAACAUAGAAAAGAAAAGCAGGACACUUGGUCCCUUCGGAUCUCUCUGCCAUUCAAUACGAUUGUGACUAAUCACGAGGAGUACCUCAAUGCAUCUGUCUAUCCAUUUUCUUUUUAUUAGUAUUUUUGUCUGGAAAUUUAUUUUAUCCCCUCAAAUACAUGCAGCAACUCUGGUCCUAUGAACUUUAUUUUGAAAGACCUUUUAAGGGCCGCAUGUAGUCAAGCGGUUAGUGUAACGAUAUUACACCAGCAACGUGGGUCCAAUUCUGCUGCUGUCCGUCAGGAGUUUGUACAUUCUCCCUGUGACCACAUUGGCUUCCUCUGGGUGCUCCAGUUCCCCCUCUCAUUCCAAACACAGAUGGGUUAGUAGGUUAAUUGGUCACAUGGGUGUAAUUGGGUGGCACAGGGCCAGAAGGGCCUGUUACCACAAUAUAUCUCUAAAUAAAUAAAUAACUUGCUUCAUUAAUAUCCUUCAAGAAGGAACUCUGCCUUCCAUGCCUAUUGACUACGUUGGACAACUCCAGACUCUUAGCAAUUUGCUUGACGUAGCAGAACAAGCUUCUUUGUCCAAGGUCAAUAAAUGAAGCCACUCAAUAGUUUUCAGCUCUUAAUCCAGAAGCAAGGUUCAGCUGAACUCUAAAAUACAAACAUAAAAUGCCAUGUGUACUCAGCAGGUCAGGUCAUGAACCUUAAGUGUUAAUUGGACUCUUUUAGCAGAGAUUUGCUGAACGUUCCCAGCAUUUAUUUCAGAUUUCUAGCUUUUGUAGCGCUUUGCUUCUGUAUUGUUCUCUUCCGCCAAGGGUAGUAGCUUCUCUGAAUCAAUACUUUAAACCUCAUUGUGAAAGACAAGUCAGUUGGUCCACAGGAAAUCAUGUAAACAGAGAAAAGUUUACUUGUUGAGUAUUUAGAGUUAAUACUUGUAUACACUGGCUUGUCAUUAGCCAUGCUUUUCUACAUUUGUAUAUGUUUCCUUUGUAAAUAAACCUAAAAUAAUUUAUCUGUU
Molecule: messenger RNA, 6598 nt
Organism: Hypanus sabinus (Atlantic stingray)
Lineage: Eukaryota; Metazoa; Chordata; Chondrichthyes; Myliobatiformes; Dasyatidae
Gene: urb2
Product: URB2 ribosome biogenesis homolog
Exons: 10
Coding region: 101-4690 (1529 amino acids)
Biological process (GO): ribosome biogenesis
Cellular component (GO): nucleolus
Source: RefSeq, a predicted model, not a curated record